UCCCACUGUGCUGGGUAUCAUAUAUCCCAUAUUGAACACAACCUGGCGCACCAAGGCGGACAAACUGUUGGGGAGAUACAAACAGAAGCUCACCGCAACGCGAACCAGUUGGUUUAACAUAUCUCAUCGACUGGCUUGCACCGAUUGCCGCCCCAGAAAAGAAGUUGCCGUCCUCGGCUUCUAUUUCCCUCACCGGACGGUGUAACCAUCACCCACUCUCCGCUGGGUGGUGCAACGUCUCCAACCGUCGGCCAAGUUAGCCUCCCCCUAAUUGGUUGCCUGAACUUUCUUCUUUUUGGUAUUCUUUUUGCUCAGCGUGCGCCUAUUGGUACCGAGCUCGUGGUUGUCCUGGAUUUUAAUUUUAAAGUGCUUUUAUAUGCUUUUUUUUUAUUCAAACAUGUUUGACCAUCCCCACACUGGUGUGUUAUUCGCUCGACCAAAAGCAUAAAAAAAAGGAACAAGCGGGAAGGAAAAAGAAAGAAUUUACAAACGAACGCCCUUACCCUAGUACACACUCAAUUGCCGCCUAUUUCGUUUGGCAUUUUUUCUUUUCGUACCUCCUUUUCCUUCGGCAUUACCACAACGCAAUUCUAAUAUCUUUCCCAGACAAUAACCUAUCCACACCACCAGGUCUUAUAUACCGAGGCCCGGUGCACCGCAGCCUGCCUGUCUUACGCGUCUGAGCUCAGUCACAGCCAAUCCUCUCCGCCAUAGGUGGAACACGCCGGACACAGCCGUCGGGCCAACAGUGUCGGCCGUCCUGGUUUGCUGCCGCAGCGCUUUUCCUUUUUUCCUUGCCGCCUCCUUCAAGUUAAACCACUCGCCCCCACCUUCCGCUCUCGCACCUUCCUUCAAUAUCCCCAGCCAGGCCCAAUCUUCGCGAAAAAAAGAACGUUUUCGCAGACAAGACUUUUAUUGCCCCAUCUUUAUACCUUCACAUACCCGCAAGGGCAUCUGCAAACCAAAAGAUGGAUUCCCAGGAGCCCCUGUCUGUCGAGGCUCGGAAGGGAGCCAUUCCCAAGGCCGGCAAUGGUGACGAUGCCAAGGCUCCCGCACAGGAAGCAUCGUCGGGCGUCAAGACGCCCGACAGCGACUCCAAGCCUUCGUCUGGCAGCAAGGGCACACAUAAGAAAGCGACCCAGACCAAACGGAGCAAGAAGUCCAGGAGGGCAUCCCCAAAGAAGGGAAAGAAGCAGUCGGUUCCGGCCAGCUCCUCCUCAGACUCGUCCUCCUCAGACGACGAUUUGAGCUCGUCCUCGUCGUCCGACUCGGAUGACUCCGACUCCGACUCUGAUUCCGAGGCCGACAAGAAGAAGAAGCGCUCGGCCAAGAAGCGAUACAACCUCGCAGCAAUCAAAAGCAAGCGCGGCAAAAAGGACUUCGUCCUGGACUCCAAGUAUGCAUCCGACUCGGCCGCCUCGGACCUGGAGCUUGGCGACACUAGGGAGAGUCUCAUUGCGCAGCAGCAGCGGCUCGAGAUCACGCGCCUGAAGCGCCAGGUCCAGCAGCUCACCACACUCCAGGCAAUGGACCGAGGCCCCAGCUACGGCAUCGGCCUAAAUGGCCGUGGCGGAUCGCUCGGGGGGCUGCCGACGAACCUGCGUCGCAAUGACUACAUGGAACAGGACGACCUGAGCCCGCCGCCUCUGCCCGCCUUCGAUUCCAUCCGACCCGGCCGCUUCUUCCCCCCGCCCAGCCGUCAGCCGCUGGGUUCGUCGUCCAUCAUCAUCGAUCCCAGGCUCCCACCAGGAGCGCAGCGCCCAGGCCAGCCGCCGCAGCAGGACGCUAAGCGCAAGCCUGCCCGUCUGGACUUCAAGCGCGUCGACCAGGUCUGGGACAAUAACAUCCACGCCUACAAGCUCCAGGAUACGACUGAGACGUCGACCGACUCUCAGUACGACGAGUACAUCUUCCACGUCCGUCGUUCGUUUGACUGGGAGGGCAAGUUCAAGCAGACGCUCGUCGACAUCAAAAGCAAGCUUCUGCGCGAGUGCCUCCAAGAUGUGAUGGGAAACAUCAAGGGUGUCAGCCUGGUUGAGGAUACUCCCAAGCUGGACCCAAACAUGCUGUUCCUCUAUCUCGGAGACUUGAUCAACCACUACAGAGUUCUCAAGAAGAGCAAGGCCACUGGAUCUGACAAGCAUAGCCGUAAGAAGGCAAUGAAGCGGCUCGAUGAGAAGAGGGAGCAUCUCAAGGUCCUGAUCAGGUACAUCAACAAGGAUUACCAAACUGUCAAGAGCAGUCUUUACCCCAUGCUUGAGAACGGCCUGAUUACGUUCGAUCUCAUCUGGGCCCUAUGGAAGCCCGGCACCCUCGCGUACACGACCAUGUACGGUUCGCACGACGAGCCGAGGGUCUUCAAGGUGGAGAUGGCCGAGAAGCACAGUAACUUCAUGAAGGGCAACUACUACUUCAUCGAUGGCAAGUACUUCGAGUAUGAUGGCAAGCAGUUUGGCUUCGGCACCCAAGUUGGCGAGGUGUCUGAGUUCAGGGGCGCCAGGAAGAUCACGAGCCUCGGGGUAUACCCCCUCGCGUACCACAAGAACGAGGACCAGCUCCGCAAGGACCUUAUAGAACGUGGCAAGAAGUUCGUGGCGCUGGCUGGUGUGCACUACAGGGCACACCAAGGAAUGGCUUAUUACAAGAAGAGGAAGUCCAUCAUCAAGGUCAACAUCAAUGGACGCGUCAUGGUCGAUCCCAGCACACACCGGCGCAUCAACCCGAACUACCCCAUCUCGCACGUCCGCCCCAAGGACCACGACACCCUGUCGGACGGCGAGGGGGACGACGACGACGACAACAACGACGGCAACGACACGGACGGCGGCUGCGGCUGCGCCGGGUCCGGCUCGGACGGCGAGGGUAACGACGGGUCGGGCGAGAACGGCGAAAAGAUGAAGCUCGUCACCAAGCUCGUGGCGGACGCCAAGGGAAAGAUUAGGAUCGUCCAGGUCCCCAAGAGCUCGGAUGACCAGGGCGAGGAGAAGCUGGACCAGCUGGACGAUGGUGCCAAGGAGGGGGAGGACGAUUCCGCGGAGCAGGAUGGCGACGACAAGACCAAGGAAAAGGCGGAAAAGACAGUGCCCGAGUUCAGUGACGAGGAGUACCUCACUGCCUCCCCCGUCGUCCUCGGCUUCUCUUUCGCCGAGAAGCUCUGGCUCGAGUUCACAGUUUCGGGCAUCAAGGAUAUCCAGUGGAACGAGGCGGCGUACGAAUCGCUUGUUCUUGAGCCCAAGACAAAGGACAUUGUCAAGGCGCUCGUUGAAUCCCACAAGUACCACGCCGCCGAGAGCAUCGACGACGUCAUUGUCGGCAAGGGCAAGGGCCUCGUCGCCGUGCUGCAUGGCCCGCCGGGGACCGGCAAGACGCUCACGGCCGAGGGUAUCAGUGAACUGCUCAAGUGCCCCCUGUACAUGGCCUCGGCCGGCGAGCUGGGGACCGACUCGCGCUUCCUCGAGGUGGAGCUCCAGAAGAUCCUGGACAUCUGCCACGCCUGGGGCGCCAUCCUGCUCCUGGACGAGGCCGACGUGUUUCUCGAGAAGCGCAGCGUCUUUGACGUCCACCGCAACGCCCUCGUCAGCAUCUUCCUGCGCCAACUCGAGUACUUCCAGGGAAUACUGUUUCUUACUACCAACCGCGUUCAGACCUUUGACGACGCCUUCCAGUCGCGCAUCCACAUCGCGCUCCGGUACGACAAGCUGACGCCGCAGGCCAAGAAGGCCAUCUUCAAGAUCUUCGUCGAGCGCGUGCGGGUGCUGGAGAAGGUGGACCUGAUGCCCUUCACCGAGGAGGACUACACGACGCUCGCGCGCCACGACCUCAACGGCCGCCAGAUCAAGAAUACGGUCCGCACGGCGCAGGCUCUGGCCGUCAACAAGGGAGAGCCACUGGCCAUGAGGCAUAUCCGCCAGGUCCUCGACGUCCACGUGUCGUUCGACAAGGACCUCAAGGGCGGUUCCGGCUUCGACGAGGCCAUGCGCAGCUACUGCUAGACUGGGUGGAGCGGUUUUAGCAUCGAUGAUAUGCCCGUACUACGGGAAAAUGUGGGGGUUAAGAGUGGUAGAAGAGAUUGGGAGCGUUGUAUUCUUGACAAUUGGUCUACGGUAGCGGGAGUGCCUGCUUGUGUUUGAUGCGAUGAUAUGAUAACAGCGGCUGAAGUUGGUUGUAAUCGAUGUAUUUGCCCUUGCUUUGCCUUAAGGACGGUACGAGAUGUUUUCGCUUGUUAGAUAGAUGAUCUAGUUGAGUGAAUUAAGAGGGAGAAUCCCAGCCUGUGCGUUUGAUGAGGGGCUUGUAUGUGUUUUCUAUUUUAUUCCCUCUUUAU
This is a messenger RNA of Gaeumannomyces tritici R3-111a-1, 4321 nucleotides long. Its product is annotated as AAA family ATPase. The record is from RefSeq and is a predicted model, not a curated record. Gene Ontology annotation, molecular function: ATP hydrolysis activity; ATP binding. NCBI's taxonomy places the organism in Eukaryota, Fungi, Ascomycota, Sordariomycetes, Magnaporthales, Magnaporthaceae. Bases 969 to 3992 code for a protein of 1007 amino acids. The transcript has 6 exons.